Candidozyma haemuli is the source of this 2130-nucleotide messenger RNA. Its product is annotated as S-(hydroxymethyl)glutathione dehydrogenase. Gene Ontology annotation, cellular component: cytosol. Gene Ontology annotation, molecular function: ATPase activator activity; S-(hydroxymethyl)glutathione dehydrogenase [NAD(P)+] activity; zinc ion binding. The coding region runs from base 1 to 2130 and encodes 709 amino acids. The record is from RefSeq and is a predicted model, not a curated record. Lineage: Eukaryota; Fungi; Ascomycota; Pichiomycetes; Serinales; Metschnikowiaceae. Gene Ontology annotation, biological process: formaldehyde catabolic process. The transcript has 2 exons.
AUGGUCGUGAAUAAUCCUAACAACUGGCACUGGGUCGAUAAGAACUGCAUUGACUGGUCUAAGCAGUACUUCAACGAACACCUCGUUGGUACUAAGGCGUCGAGCGACGAUGGAACCUACGUCACUGUGGACUCUGUCUCAUCGUUGGAAGGCGAUGUCGAAGUCUGUCAGAGAAAGGGCAAAGUGAUUUCACUUUUCGACUUGAGAAUCAUUAUGAAUAUUGUUGGUGUUUCCGUGGUUGAUCCUGAGAAGACUUUCAAGGGUUCAAUUACUGUUCCAGAGUUGGCUUACGAUACCGAAGAAGACGAGAUACAAUUCGAUGUCAGUAUCUACAACGAAGAUGCUGAUCUGGAGAAGAUGAGGCUUUUGGCCAAGAAGGAGCUCUUGCCUCAGCUUAGACAGAAAUUGCUGAAGUUUGGUCCUGACUUGAUCUCCACCAACAGUAAAGACAUUCAGCUUGAAAGUGACAAGGUCACUUCAUCCUACACUAGAGAAAACCAAAGCCAGGGUUCUUCCAAGUCAGCUGAGAAGGCUGCACCAGCUAAGUCUGCCAGCAGCACGCCAUCUUCAAGUACUCCAAAGCCUAUCGCCGAUGGUGUCCCUCGUUACAACACCUCGACGCUACAUCUCGAGCCUACCUUCAACACCACUGCUGAGCAGCUCUACAUUACCCUUUUAGACAGAGAGAGAAUCGGAGCUUGGACUAGAUCGGCACCUAUCUUGGAUGCUUUCCCACCUAAGGAAGGUUCUGAGUUCAAGUUAUUUGGCGGCUCGAUCUCGGGUAAAUUCACCAAACUCGUUCCCAAUGAGCACAUCACCCAACUCUGGAGACUCGAAGAAUGGAAGCUGGGCCACUACGCACAGCUCGACAUUCUGUUGAAGCAAGGUGCUGGAGAAACCACGAUGGUCGUCAAGUGGACUGGAAUCCCUGUUGGUGAAGAAGACCGAGUUAGAGGUAACUUCGAGGAAUACUACAUCCGUUCCAUCAAGAUCACCUUCGGUUUCGGUGCUCCAAUUACCUGUCAAGCCGCUGUUGCCUGGGAAGCUGGCAAGCCUCUUUCCAUUGAGGAAAUCACCGUUGACCCACCAAAGGCCCAUGAAGUCAGAUUCAAGGUGUACAACACUGGUGUUUGUCACACUGACGCCUACACUCUUUCUGGUGUUGAUCCGGAGGGUGCUUUCCCAGUUAUUUUGGGACAUGAGGGUGCUGGUGUGGUUGAAUCUGUUGGUGAGGGUGUUGAGAACGUCAAGGUCGGUGACCACGUUGUCGCUUUGUACACUGCCGAGUGUAGAAAGUGUAAGUUCUGCAAGAGCGGUAAGACCAACUUGUGUGGCUCUGUGAGAGAAACUCAAGGUAAGGGUGUUAUGCCAGACGGAACCCUGAGAUUCCACUGUAAGGGUAAGGAUCUUUUGCACUUUAUGGGAUGCUCUACUUUUGCCCAGUACACUGUUGUCGCUGACGUUUCUAUCGUCGCUGUCAACAAGACCGCUGGCUUCGACAAGACCUGUCUCUUGGGAUGUGGUAUCACUACCGGUUACGGUGCUGCCACCAUCACUGCUGAUGUCCAGGAAGGCGACAACGUCGCUGUUUUCGGUGGUGGAUGUGUCGGUUUGUCCGUGGUCCAGGGUGCCAAGGAGAGAAAGGCUAACAAAAUUAUUGUGGUUGAUAUCAACGACAAGAAGGCCGAGUGGGCUGAAAAAUUCGGUGCUACCGACUUUGUCAACUCUGCCAAGUUGCCAGAAGGCACUACCAUUGUUCAAAAGCUCAUUGAGAUGACUGACGGUGGCUGCGACUACACAUUCGACUGUACUGGUAACGUCAAUGUCAUGAGAGAUGCUUUGGAAGCCUGCCACAAGGGUUGGGGUACCUCUGUCAUUAUUGGUGUUGCCGCUGCCGGUAAAGAGAUUGCCACCAGACCAUUCCAAUUGGUUACCGGUAGAGUCUGGAAGGGUGCUGCAUUCGGUGGUGUCAAGGGCAGAACUCAAUUGCCAGGCAUCGUUGACGACUACUUGGAAGGUAAGUUGAAGGUCGAUGACUUUAUCACUCACAGACACAAGUUGGACAAGAUCAACACUGCCUUCGACGACAUGCACAAGGGUGACUGUAUUCGUGCUGUCAUUGAAUUGUGA